GAAGUGAGGUCAGACGCAUCCAGCAGAUUACUGAUCAGGAUCCUAACAGAGCGGAGAGACAGCUGAAGGAAGCCGAGACAAACCGAGGAGUGAAAUCUUCAAAAUCCGUCUUCAUCCGCGAAGAAUAAAAGCGAUCAUCUUUUUAAAAGUGCCGGGAGCAUAAAGUUCACCCUUUGACCUUUCUAACAAGCUGCGUAUUGUCACAAUAUGAGGUGAUUAACUAUUUAAAACAAAAGGCGAAAGAUCGGGAGAGCUGAUUUCAUCCGGAGACAACACAGAGGAGGAACAAUCCAUCCCUCAGAGAUUUAAUGUUUCUGGUGUUUCUGCCUGUUUUGAUUUUGAACACGUUUUGACUGCAGAACUGAACAUUUUUGGAUAUUUUGAAGCUAGUGACUGAGCUUCUACAGAUCUAUAGUAAUGGAGUUGAGAGUGGGAAACCGAUACAGACUGGGCAGGAAAAUUGGAAGUGGAUCAUUUGGAGACAUUUAUCUGGGUACCGACAUCUCGGUUGGAGAGGAGGUCGCCAUCAAGUUGGAAUGUGUGAAGACGAAACACCCACAGCUCCACAUUGAGAGCAAAAUCUACAAGAUGAUGCAGGGUGGAGUCGGUAUUCCUACGAUAAAGUGGUGCGGGGCCGAGGGCGACUACAACGUGAUGGUGAUGGAGCUGCUGGGGCCGAGUCUGGAGGACCUGUUCAACUUCUGCUCUCGCAAGUUCAGCCUGAAGACCGUGCUGCUGCUGGCCGACCAGAUGAUCAGCCGCAUCGAAUACAUCCACUCCAAGAACUUCAUCCACCGAGACGUGAAGCCCGACAACUUCCUCAUGGGACUCGGCAAGAAGGGCAACCUGGUCUACAUCAUCGACUUCGGCCUGGCCAAGAAAUACCGCGACGCCCGAACGCACCAGCACAUCCCUUACCGUGAGAACAAGAACCUGACCGGCACCGCCCGCUACGCCUCCAUAAACACACAUCUGGGCAUCGAACAGUCCAGACGAGACGACCUGGAGUCUCUGGGGUACGUUCUCAUGUACUUCAACCUGGGCUCUCUGCCAUGGCAGGGCCUCAAAGCUGCCACCAAGAGGCAGAAGUACGAACGCAUCAGUGAGAAGAAGAUGUCGACGCCCAUCGAGGUCCUCUGCAAAGGCUACCCAUCGGAGUUCGCCACCUACCUGAACUUCUGUCGCUCUCUGCGGUUCGACGACAAACCCGACUACUCCUACCUCCGCCAGCUCUUCAGGAACCUCUUCCACAGACAGGGCUUCUCCUACGACUACGUGUUCGACUGGAACAUGCUCAAAUUUGGUGCCAACAGAGCCGUUGAGGAUGCAGAACGGGAGCGUCGUGACCGUGAGGAGAGGCUGAGGCACAGCAGGAACCCCGGUGCCAGGGGCUUGGCCUCGGCCUCAGGGAGAGCCAGGGCCGCUCAGGAAGUCACAGCCCCCUCCCCACUCAACCCCACCUCACACACAGGUUUGGAGAAGGAGAGGAAAGUGAGCAUGCGUCUUCAUCGCGGAGCACCGGUCAACAUCUCCUCCUCAGACCUGACGGGACGCCAAGAUACAUCCCGCAUGUCCUCACAGGCUCUCUCCAGGGUCACACCCAGCGGCCUCCACUCUGCAGCUCCUCGGUGAAACCCCCCCACCCUCCCAUCCACCUGUGCACCAUGGAGGCCUCAACAUGCACCACCUGCACACACACACACGCUCACACACAGGACUUUCAAUUAACACGGAGGACUACCAACAGAUGCAAGAGUCUGGCUGCGCUCUUGUUCCCUUCAGAGGAGUGUGUGUGUGUGUCUGUGAUAGAGAGAGAGAGAGACGGGCGGGUGGGGUUCACUCUGGUUGCCUUAACAACCUCGGCAAAGUAGCAGCCACAUCCUCCCUCCUUCCUCCCCAUGGACGACACACUCCCCCUUCCUCCUCCUCCUCCUGGAUGUUGAUGAAGCCAUGGAUCCUCUGGCAUCUUUUCUUCUGUUUUUUUUUCAACUCUUGAUUUUACUUAUUUUUGUUCUUCAGCAUUAAACUUCUCGGCUCCGCUGGUCGUUCUUCACAGGAUAUGGAGAGUGACGAGUCUGUUAGCUGUUGGAAAAAAGUGUGUGAGACUUUAUUUUAACAAUGAGAGCAGGAAGACACAUGAUGGCAGUGUUGGCAGACGGUGCCUGAGCUCUUUUUUUGUGUCCUGAAAGAGCGCUCGCAUCUCCUCUUCUUAGGCAUUAUAGGUUUAAAUGUGAAGUUUGCAUAACUGAUAUGUUUUAAAACGGGACAACGGCCUUUUAACGCGCGCUCAUAGAUCAGUUCUUGUGUCUUUUUUUUUUUUUGUCCUGCUCAGGAUGUUGUUGUAAAUCCAAAAAACGCGCAGCACGUUUUCCUUUCAGUCUUCAGGUUGUGACUGCGGUGUGCUGCUUUGGGAAGAAGCUGUAAAUGGAAACAGUGAAAUAUUUUCGGGGGGCUGAUGUGUCCGCACUGAAUGGAUGAGUUGUUAUUUUGAAUCGGUGCAUCGUGACGUGGCUUUGUGUGUGUGUUUGUGUGGUCUGUCGUAGAGCUUAAAGAGGGUGGGGGGUUCAAAACUUUGAGGGGACUUUUUUGUAAUCUUUUCAACUCCAAAAUCUGGCUCCGGACCGUCCGGCUGACGCUUAGGGUCAAGAUGUGUUUUUAUUAACUUUAAGCACACCUGUGUCUGUUUUCUAUCUGGACUUCACUCACGUCUGUCUCUGCAACUAAACCCAUGUCAGUGUUACAUCUGAUCUGUCUGGACUCUUUGAUGCCACCACUGCUGAUUUUAUGGAAAUCAACCUGUGAGGUGCUUAUGGUGACAAUUCCUACAACUCGGUUACUAACAUUAACAUUUUGGGCUUCUUAAAUCAAACAGAGUGACACACAUUUUGUCCUCUUACGUCACAGUUUUUGAGAAACAAGUCCUUGAAAAUGAGACGAUCAGCUCAACAGUGAAUUUGUUGUCCUUUCCUUAAUCUCAGAACUAAUCAGCCAUCGUCUGACUGUGAUUCAAACUUCCAGGUGAUGGUACAUUUUUCCUGGGAAGGAUAUCUGAGCCAAGACUUGUCCUCCGUGCUCUGGUUGUUGUUUACAGACCUGAAACUUCACAGAGCCGAGUCCAGGUUGAGAGGAGACUGGUUUGUCGUCUGCUACUUAAUAUCAGUUUGAUGAGUGUACAAAAAGCUACGUGGGUGUCAGAUGGUGUCCGAUGAGCUCUGGGGUUUAGUUUUAGGCUUACUUUACUCACCACAGGGGCAACAUUUUAUUACAACUGCAACUUGUCUGCAAACUGGAAGUAGGAUACUUGCACCAGAAUACUUGUUUCCGGACUGCAGGCUUAGAUCAGGCUUGGAUCAGGCUAGGAUCAAGCUUGGAUCAGGCUUAAAUCAGGCUCAGAUGAGGUUUAGAUUAGGCUUAGAUCAGGCUACGAUUGGGCUUAGAUCAGGCUCAAAUCAGACUUUGAUCAGGCCUAGAUCAGACUUGGAUCAGGCUUAGAUCAGGCUUAAAUCAGGCUCAGAUCAAGCUUAGAUCCGGCUUGGAUCAGGCUUGGAUCAGGCUUAGAUUAGGCUUAAAUCAGGCUCAGAUCAAGCUUAGAUCCGGCUUGGAUCAGGCUUAGAUGAGGCUUAAAUCAGGCUCUGAUCAGGCUUGGAUCAGGCUUUGAUUAUGCUUAGAUCCGGCUUGGAUCAGGCUUAGAUCACCAUGAUAAUAUCAGCCAAACAAAACAAAUCGGCCUUAUAAAUUAAUAUUUUGCAGCAUAAAUGAAGUACAUCACGGUCAGAUGUAGGGACUUACAAAAAACUGUAACCCUGUGUGGAUCAGCUCCCACAUUUUCAGACUUGGUGCAGACGAGUGAUGUGAGAGUCCGGGUAGACAGUCGGGUUUGCUCUCAGAGGUUUUGGAGUCUUAACGCCUGCGUGUUGUCUUAAUAAAGGAGGUCAAAGCCGCGUAGAAGAGCGCUGAACCCUGCAGAUUUUUAAGUGGAAGAUUCUCUUUGUGGUAGACUGGUUGGAAAGUAUCGUAGGCCAUUUUCUGUAGUUUACGGGGGACGGGUUGUAGUGGUAAUUUGUACAUGUCUGUUCUGUUGUUGUGUAUAGGAUGUGCCUGCUCUGUCGUACAGGAUGACGAUGACAGUGUAAGGAGGGACUGGGAACGCUCACUCCGUUAGUUUGUUUUUUUAAUAUUUUUCACCUGUGGGCUUGAAAAAAGUGAUGGAUUAACUCUGUUCGUGUCACUGAUGACGGCUGUGAUUAAUGCAAGUACACUUUACACGGGAGAUCAGUUUCUUUCAGUCUGUCAUGUCUUAAUCUCCUCAGUUUUUCCUCCUUUCUUCACCUCCUGUCUCCGAUUGUUUUUAAUUGUGCAGUGGAGAUGAUGCUCAUGUCCCACAAUGCAUCUCUCACUGUGGAUUCAUGGGAAAUCUUUCUGUCCUCUCCCUCCCUAAGACUUUUGCUCCUUAUUUGUAAUGCCACUGUAUUUGUGUAUUUUAAAACUGUAAAUAAAUUAAUAAGUACUUGUA
Messenger RNA from Notolabrus celidotus (New Zealand spotty), 4513 nucleotides. RefSeq names its product casein kinase 1, delta a (gene csnk1da). The record is from RefSeq and is a predicted model, not a curated record. The transcript is spliced from 9 exons. Gene Ontology annotation, cellular component: cytoplasm; nucleus. Gene Ontology annotation, molecular function: ATP binding; protein serine/threonine kinase activity. Lineage: Eukaryota; Metazoa; Chordata; Actinopteri; Labriformes; Labridae. Bases 418 to 1632 code for a protein of 404 amino acids. Gene Ontology annotation, biological process: signal transduction; peptidyl-serine phosphorylation; endocytosis.